UUAUCAGCCAGAGACAAACGUGGAGAGAAAAGACGCUGCUCGGAAGAUUGAGCAGCUUAACGCUGAGCUCGAGCCUCUCCAGCGAGAGGAGUGGGAGCUGUCCACAUCUAUGAGAAGGACAGGACUACGUAAUAAGCCUGGCAGGAAGCCUCAAUGGAGAUGGACAGAGCAGACAGGCAAGCUAGUGCGUUCGUCCAAAGGCGGUAUAGACUGGUGGAGAUAUCAGAGCUGCGUUCUGAUCCCAAAGCUGAUUCCUUUCGCCAAAGAGUGCCUCCAAGAUAGGCCUCAGACCGUAGUUAUGGAGGAUAAGGCACCUGGGCACGCCCACCAGUAUCAGAACGUUGUCUAUAGUCUAUCCAACGUCGAGAGACUACUUUGGCCUGGCAACUCUCCAGACUGUAACUGUAUUGAGCCAUGCUGGUUCUACAUGAAGAGAGAGACUACAAAGAAAGGAGCUCCACAGUCAAGAACGGAGGCAACUAGAAUCUGGCUAAAUUGCUGGAGAGAUCUCCCACAAGCUAAGAUCCAAGCUUGGAUUGAGCGUAUUCUUAUACAUAUUCCAAAGAUAAUUGAGCUACAAGGUGGUAAUGAGUAUAUAGAGGGGAGAGAUAGGCGUUGUGUAGGAGAGCGGCCAGAUUUCGGCUAA
Molecule: messenger RNA, 646 nt
Organism: Exserohilum turcica Et28A
Lineage: Eukaryota; Fungi; Ascomycota; Dothideomycetes; Pleosporales; Pleosporaceae
Exons: 1
Molecular function (GO): nucleic acid binding
Source: RefSeq, a predicted model, not a curated record